This is a messenger RNA of Microtus oregoni (creeping vole), 2005 nucleotides long. It is a transcript of the gene Traf3ip3, whose product is annotated as TRAF3 interacting protein 3. The transcript has 16 exons. The record is from RefSeq and is a predicted model, not a curated record. Bases 268 to 1899 code for a protein of 543 amino acids. NCBI's taxonomy places the organism in Eukaryota, Metazoa, Chordata, Mammalia, Rodentia, Cricetidae.
GCACUGUGGCUUGUCUGUUUCCUGUUUCACCAGACUGCUGUGCCAAAAGAAUGUCGGUACCAGAGGAAAAUGGAGAGGGGGCUCAGAACAUCUGACUGACUGCUUCCCUGGCCACCUGAGACCAGAGAGGGGGCUCAGAACAUCCGACUGACCGCUUCCCUGGCCAUCUGAGACCAGAGAGACACUAGGACAAAACCUGAGACCUGAGAUCCAAGCAGCUGUUCAAGGAACUGAAAGCCAAAGACAACAGGUGCUCGGGAGGUCACCAUGAUCAGCUCAGACCCCAAGUCCUCCCCUGGCUUGGCUCGGUGGGCUGAGAGCUACGAGGCCAAGUGUGAAAGACGUCAGGAGAUCCGAGAAAGCCGCCGCCGCCGCCGCAAUGAGACCACCUGCCGCCAGCCGGGGAAGGUGCUGAGGACCCAGCACAGGGAACAGCUUCAGAGAGCUCGGCAGCUCCAGUUCCUCAGAAGGAGAAACCUGGAAGAUGAAACGAAAGGCCAGGUCAGGGAGCAAGGGCCUUCCCGCAAGACAGAUGGAGGGACAUGUCAGGUGACUGUCCUCAAGGAGCCCUUGCCUGGUGCCAACAAGACCGCUUUCCCUGGACAGCAGGUAACAGGGACAAGCGCCGCCGUUUUCCCAACCCUGCGCCAUUCCUCCUCAAGCCUCCAUUCCUCACACAUGACCGUCUGUCCACCACAGGACUCUGCCAUCAAGAAGCCACACAGACAGCACCGGGGUACUCAGACAAAGGCAGAAGAGGCACAGCCAAGAGUAAAGAGUGAUGCCAGUCAGCAAACCAACUGUGGAGUCGCAGUUCAAGAUAAGGACAUCAUCCAACUCUCUGAGUACCUCAAAGAAGCUCUCCAAAGGGAGCUGAUCCUCAAACAGAAAAUGGUGUUUCUCCAGGACCUGCUGCCUGCCCUGAUCCGGGCCUCUGACAGCUCUUGGAAGGGGCAGCUUAAUGAAGACAAACUGAAGGGCAAACUAAGGUCCCUGGAAAACCAGCUCUACACCUGCAUGCAGAAACACACUCCCUGGGGAAUGAAGAAAGUGCUGCUGGAGAUGGAAGACCAGAGAAGCAACUAUGAGCAAAAGGCUAAGGAGUCGCUUCAGAAAGUGCUGGAGGAGAAAAUAAGUGCGGAGCGGCAACUUCAGAGUGUGCAGCUGUCCCUGGCUUUCGCUGAGCAGAAGUGUGAAGAGUGGAGGAGUCAGUACGAGGCUCUUAAGGAGGACUGGAGAACCCUAGGGGAGCAGCACAGGGAGCUGGAGAGUCAACUGCAUGUACUUCAGUCCAAACUACAGGGAGCAGACAGCAGAGGCUCACAGAUGAACCAGGCCCUGCGACUUCUAGAAAAUGAGCACCAGGAGCUGCAGGCCACGAUCGAGCGCCUGCAAGGGGACCGAGAGCAGCAGAGCUCCCACACCCAGGACCUACUAGAUCGGCUAAAGCGGUCAGAGGAGGAGAAACAGGUCCUGGUGAGCAGAGUACAGAAGCUGCAGAGUCUGCUUCAGAAUCAGUCCUUACACCACCAAGAACAGGAGAAACUCUUAAAGAAAGAUCAGGCUUUACCUGUGUGGAAUCCAAAGCUCUCCCUUGAUGAAGCAAAGCCCGAGAGUACAGGGAAGGAGAAAGACUGGGAGCUCAGAGACCAGCUACAAAAGGAGACAUCUCAGCUCCGGGCCAAGGAAAAGGAGUGCAGAGAGCUGCAUUCAGAGCUAGACAUCCUCAAUGACAAGCACCACUCCUGUCUUGGAAAGCUACAGCACUGUCAAGAAGCCCUGAGCCACAGCCAGGAGGGCCCACAGCGGCAGUGUGGCCAGUGGCUCCCGGUGCUGAUGGUGGUGAUGGCUACAGCACUGGCGGUGUUCCUGGCAAACAAAGACAGCCUGGGGAUCUGAGUAACUUCUGGCGUCUGUCUGGGGGAAAGCUAGAAGCAAACGACUCCCUGAAAAACUUGAGUUUUGGUACUUUACAACUUCGGUUUCCCUCCAACUGAAUACAGAU